AUGGCAAUUCUUAGUGGUUUGGAAAUUGGUUUGAGUUUUGUAUGUGGAUGUGUUCUCUUGGGGUUUGCAGCAGAGCUCUACUAUCUUCUAUGGUGGAAGAAGAGAAGAGUGGAUAUUGAAAACCAAAGCUUAUCUCUUUCUUCUUCUUCUUCUUGUUCUUCCAAUUAUACCCCUACUCAUCUUUCCUCCUACAUUUCCUGUUGGAAAAACCCUAAUUCUUCAAAACACACCAAAACCCAUGAAAGUAAACAGGAUCCAGAGACGGGUUUGGAAGAAGAUGUGAUUUUAAAGGGUUUAGAUGAAGAAAGUGUGGAUCUUGAGCUCAUGAGGCUGCAUAAUCUUCAAGGCCCACCAAGGUUUUUGACCACCAUUAAUGAGGAAACCAAAGAGGAGUUGGAAUCACAGAGGAGUAGGAAGGGUUCAAGAACAAGAAGCUUGAGUGAUGUUCUUCUUCAUUUGGAUACUCCUCAAGCUUCACCACCAUUAAAGCUGGGGUUACAGUUGCAGAAUCUGGAAGGGUUUCAUCACCAUGGAUUGAAUCCUUUGUUUGAGACUGAGAUUAAGAAGAUGAGAUCUUCACCACCUCCCACAUUCAAGUUCUUGAGAGAUGCAGAAGAGAAGCUUUUGAGGAGAUUGAUGCAAUUGGAAGCAGAAAAAGGGGUUAAUUCUUCUGCAAAAAUGGAGGACAAAGAUGGGUUUUCUGUAAAAUUGGCCAAAAAUGGAGGGAUUCAAUAUCAUCAUCAAGUUUCAGCUCCUUCAAAGGUGAUUCCAUUGGCUUCAUCGCCAUCAAACAGUCAAUCAAAUUGA
This is a messenger RNA of Cynara cardunculus var. scolymus (artichoke), 807 nucleotides long. RefSeq lists its product as uncharacterized. The coding region runs from base 1 to 807 and encodes 268 amino acids. The transcript has a single exon. NCBI's taxonomy places the organism in Eukaryota, Viridiplantae, Streptophyta, Magnoliopsida, Asterales, Asteraceae. The record is from RefSeq and is a predicted model, not a curated record.